This is a messenger RNA of Dracunculus medinensis (Guinea worm), 1122 nucleotides long. Lineage: Eukaryota; Metazoa; Nematoda; Chromadorea; Rhabditida; Dracunculidae. The record is from the annotation of a GenBank genome assembly.
AUGAACGAUAUAAAUCCAAUAAGAGAUGAUAACGAUAUGUUAAACAUCGAACAACAAAUAGCCUCAAAUGAUGAAAGUGGUACUCAGGUUGCUCAUGAUGAACAUUACAAGAAAGGCGCCCAGUUCGCUCAUGGUGAAUAUUUCGAGAAAGAUGCCUUUUCAGCAAUCCCUACCUAUCCUUCGAAUCAACCUGAACCGAGUCAGCCUGAACAAAUUCAUCUUUCGAGUCAUUCUGAAUCGAUUCAUCCUUCGAGUCAACCUAAGUCAACUCAAAACGUCGAUAUUUCUAAAAAAAGCAGCUCUUCAGAUGAACCAAUAUCCAAACAUCAAAAUGAGCUUCAUAAAUCAACUGCAUCAACAGUUGUAUUAAAACCAAGCGCUCAACGGCAUAAAACAGGAUCUUCGAUCAAAUCCACUUCCACUCAUGAAAAUUUAAAGGCGUCAAACGUUACAGCAAAUCCAACGGUUCCAAAUAGCCCAAAGCGAAAUAAGAAAUAUGAAAAUGUAUCCAGCCGCAUUAAUUCGAUAACAGCGCAUAAACCGGGUGGUGGUAAUGUAAAAAUUUUUUCACAAAAAUCUUCUUAUCAAGUAUCAUCAAAAAUUGGCUCUUUGGCUAAUAUCAAUCGAACUCCAGGUGGUGGCCAUAUACUAAUUGAAAAUCACAAAGUCGAAUUCAAACAAAACGCAAAACCACGAAUUGAUGCUCGAAGUGAUCAUAAACGAUCACAAUCUGUCAAAAAGAUACCCACACAAAAACUCGAAUGGAAAGCUGAAUCCAAAGUUGGCUCAUUAAGCAAUAUUACGCAUAAACCGGCGGGUGGCAAUGUGAAAAUCCCGACAACGAAACUGAAAUGGAAAGCUGAAAGUAAAAUCGGUUCAUUGGAUUCAAAGAGUCAUGGCAACUCAAGGGCUUCACUGGAUUCAAAGGAUCAUGGCAACUCAAGGGCUUCACUGGAUUCAAAAGGUCAUGGCAACUCAAGGGAAAACGCUUCAAAAUCCACAUCACAAACUUCAUCACGAACUUCAUCCUUUCACAGAGCGGAUAACAAGCAAGAAAAAAAUGAACUAAAUUUGCCUGGCGCUAGAGAUCCAAUCGAUACAACGGAAGCAUUAGGUUUAUAA